This is a messenger RNA of Uncinocarpus reesii 1704, 1086 nucleotides long. RefSeq lists its product as uncharacterized. The transcript has 2 exons. Lineage: Eukaryota; Fungi; Ascomycota; Eurotiomycetes; Onygenales; Onygenaceae. Gene Ontology annotation, cellular component: RNA polymerase III complex. The record is from RefSeq and is a predicted model, not a curated record. Bases 1 to 1086 code for a protein of 361 amino acids. Gene Ontology annotation, biological process: transcription by RNA polymerase III.
AUGGCCUCCUCCUCGUCCGCAGGGCCCAAGGCCAAAGCUGCGAAGGAUGUAAAUGAGCUUGCGUCCGCUAUUUACGACAAAUGUAUCUCAGACUUCUCUUCAGACCACCUAUUCUAUCAACAUGACCUUCUGGGCCUGGGCGUUAUCCCGAACAAUGAUCUGGCGCUGCUGAUGAAAUGCGCUCAGUCCCUUGUGGACCAGAGCUUGUUUCGUAUGCUUCAUGGUAAAGAUGAUCGGCUUGCCUGGAAAGUCGUUGAGCAGUCGGAUGCGGAAAAGCUCCAGAAUCUGAAUGCCGAAGAACGAAUGGUUUACAAUGUUAUUCACUCCACAGGCCGUCAAGGUGUCUGGACGAAAACAAUCAAAGCGCGGACCAAUUUGCACCAAACGAUCAUGAACCGGUGUUUGAAGUCCCUUGAAGCAAAAAACUACAUCAAGUCCGUACGGAAUGUCAAAUAUCCGCAACGCAAGAUCUACAUGCUGGCCGGCCUUCAACCAAGCGAAGAGGUUACCGGCGGCGCGUGGUUUACUGAUGGGAUUUUGGACGCCGACUUUAUACACAGUUUGGGCGUCUGGAUAGAGCGUUGGAUCAGCGCAAGGAGCUGGCAUGAUACCGAAAAGGCUGAUCGACAGAAGAAGAAACGGAAGCUAGACGAAGCUUCGAAACCCACCGAACCUCAAUACCUGCCGUACUUGCCUACGUACACGGGCUAUCCUACCGUAACCGACAUCACUAAAGCGAUCAACGCCUCGGGUCUGACGCCUGUUACAUUGGGAGAAGGGAGUAUCGCUCAACUCCUCGAGAUGCUCUGCUACGACGGCAGAUUGGUCUCUCUUCGUGACGGAGCGGCUUAUAAAAGCGUUAAGAAACCAAACCAGAUAUCUCUUCAACGCGAACUCGGUUUUCAAGGGCCUGGGGCCGACAAGGGAACUUCUGACCAAGAUCAACUUGCACUUGGGAGUAAUGGCAUGACGGAGGUACCUUGUGGCAGAUGUCCAGUCUUUUCGUUAUGUCACGAAGGCGGGCCCAUCAACGCGGAGAAUUGCGAAUAUUUCCAAGAGUGGUUAAAGGAAGCUCUUUCAUUCUAA